Messenger RNA from Hordeum vulgare subsp. vulgare (domesticated barley), 1702 nucleotides. RefSeq names its product magnesium transporter MRS2-A, chloroplastic. Gene Ontology annotation, cellular component: membrane. NCBI's taxonomy places the organism in Eukaryota, Viridiplantae, Streptophyta, Magnoliopsida, Poales, Poaceae. Gene Ontology annotation, molecular function: magnesium ion transmembrane transporter activity. The record is from RefSeq and is a predicted model, not a curated record. The transcript has 13 exons. The coding region runs from base 122 to 1423 and encodes 433 amino acids. Gene Ontology annotation, biological process: transmembrane transport; magnesium ion transport.
AUAGCAUCUCCCCCUUCCCUCCCUCCUUCCUCCGCCUCGCCAUUGCCGUCGCCCUCAGAGCCAGCCCGAAAAACGCAGGCGCGCGCGCGGCGCGCUUCAUGCCCCCGCGGAGCGCGCGCCCAUGGCGUCCGUGUCCUGCUCCCCGUGCUCGACGCAGGCCGCCCGUCACCUCCUCCCGCUCCCGCUCCAGCUCCAGCUCGUCCGCCGCCUCCGGAGGCUGCCGCUCCCGCAGCUAGGCCUCUCCUCCCCCGCGCGGAGGGGAGUGCCGCUCCCGCGGGCCGCGGAGGGGGCCCACGGGCGGGCCGCCGCCAAGGAGGAGGAUGAGGUGGAGGAGGACGACGGGGCCCGAGGGACGGAGGGCGCGGGGGCGGCGAGGGGCUCCGGGCGGUUCGCCGCCGACUACAUCUCGCUCGGCAUCAGGGAGCCCGUCUACGAGGUGGUAGAAGUGAAAGCCAAUGGAAGCGUGUCUACCGAAAAAAUAAGCCGCCGGCAGCUACUCAAAUCAAGCGGCCUCCGUCUACGAGAUACACGAAGCGUCGACCCAUCACUAUGGCUAAUGAACUCAAUGCCUUCCCUGCUGGUACGUGAGCAGGCCAUAUUACUCAACCUUGGUUCCUUGCGAGCAAUUGCUAUGCAUGAGCGUGUCCUUAUAUUCAAUUAUAACAGCCCAGGAGGAAAGGCCUUUUUAGAGCUAUUACGACCCCGGUUAAAUCCAAGGAACAUCAAUGGUGGGCCUGCGAUGCCUUUUCAACUCGAGGUUGUUGAAGCUGCACUGCUUUCUAGAAUACAAAGGCUGGAACAAAGAUUAAUGCAUGUCGAACCUCGUGUGGCUGCAUUGCUUGAAGUUCUACCAAAUCGGCUGACAGGUGAUGUUUUGGAGCAGCUUCGUCUAAGCAAACAAUCAUUGGUCGAGCUGGGUUCACGAGCAGGUGAUCUUAAACAAAUGCUCAUCGAUCUCCUAGAAGACCCCCAUGAAAUUCGUCGAAUAUGCAUUAUGGGGAGAAAUUGUACGCUGGAUAAAGUGAGUGAUGAUAUGGAAUGUUCUGUUCCAUUAGAGAAGCAUAUUGCCGAAGAGGAAGAGGAAGAAAUUGAAAUGCUAUUGGAAAAUUAUCUUCAAAGAUGUGAAUCAUGCCAUGGUCAAGCAGAGAGGCUUCUUGAUUCUGCAAGAGAAAUGGAAGAUUCAAUUGCAGUGAACUUAAGUUCCCGACGACUGGAAGUAAGCAGAGUGGAGUUGCUUCUUCAGGUCGGAACAUUCUGCGUCGCAGUAGGAGCUUUAAUUGCAGGGAUAUUCGGCAUGAACCUUAAAUCAUACCUGGAGAACAACACGUGGGCAUUUUGGGCGACGACUGGCGGAAUAGCAGUCGGAGCAGUAGCCGGAUUUUUCAUCAUGUACAAGUACCUAAAGGAUAGGAAGAUAUUGUAAAAAGACCAUGCACCAUAUGCGGAAUCGCCUAGAAAUCUAGAACUGUAAAUAAAGCGGUUUUGAUCUCGUCUGGAGGCAUGUAUGGAUUCUCAUGAAAUUGUCAUGGUAUGCUGGUGGGUUGCUGAUACCGAUUAACCGAUACCAACUUGGGAGCAAGUAUUUCUCUGCUACUUUGCUGGGAAUGUUAUCCCCUUAUUGAGCUGACAAGUGAAAAAUAUGGAACUUAUUGAUGUUACUGUUGACAUUGGAAAUUCAUUAACAUGUCCAGAAUUCAUUUUU